AUGUUACCGGCAACCUAUGUUAAUAUCUAUCAACUUUCCUCUCCUUCUCACUUUCCGCAAGCAUUUUUAGUUAGCCAUUGUCUUUCCUUCUCUCUCCACCUAGCUCCCUCUUUCCCUCUAUCUCCCCUGGCUCUAUUUCUCACUUCCAUCCUCUCCUUCUCGCCACCCUCUCUCUUGUUCUUGAUCCUUAUCUUCUUAAUAAUCAAUUUACUAAUCUAUCGUCUUUCCUCUUUUCUUUUAUCUUUCAAAUCAUUUUCCCUUCUAUUUUCAUUCUUUCUUUCAUAUAAUAUUUACUGUCCUUUUUCUUUUUUUAUAAUCUCUUUUUCCUUCCUUCCUUCCUUCUUUCCUUCCUUUCUUUCUUUCUUUCUUUCUUUCUCUUAUAUUUUACUUCCCUUUCUUUUUCUUUUACAUUAUCAUUUCUGUCCUUUUCUUUCUUUCUUUCUUUCUUUCUUUCUUUCUUUCUUUCUUUCUUUAGAUCGUCUUUCCUCUUUUCUUUUAUCUUUCAAAUCGUUUUCCUUCUUUUUUCAUUCUUUCUUUCAUAUUAUAUUUACCGUCCAUUUUCUUUUAUAUUAUCUUUUUUUCCUUCCUUUUUUUUUCUUUCUUUCUUUUAUAUUUUACUUUCCUUUAUUUUCUUUUACAUUGUCAUUUCUGUUUUCUUUUCUUUCUUUCUUUCUUUCUUUCUUUCUUUCUUUCUUUCUUUCUUUCUUUCUGUACAUCGACCUUCCUAUCUUUUCCUUUAUCUUUCAUAACUUAUGGGAUGACCUGAUAUUUACCUUCGUUUUUCUCUUACAUUAUUCCAUCUUUCUUUCUUUCUUUCUUUCUUUCUUUCUUCAUCUUCCUUCUUUUCUUUUCCUUUAUUCUUCACAUUAUUUUUCAUUCCGGUCCUUUCUCACUCUCUUCCCUUAUUAA
This is a messenger RNA of Acanthosepion pharaonis, 909 nucleotides long. NCBI's taxonomy places the organism in Eukaryota, Metazoa, Mollusca, Cephalopoda, Sepiida, Sepiidae. The record is from the annotation of a GenBank genome assembly.